AGUCAGUCUGUAGAGAGAUUUAAAAAGAAGGCACAGCCUCAGCCACUCUUGUGUCCUCAGGCAGACUGUUCCAAACGGCGCUCUGGCAGAAAACAUUCGGUCCCCCUUUGAGUUCAGCCUUGACUUUGGAACAACUAAAAGGGCUCUCUAUGAGAUCUAUGACCGUGAGGUGGCUCGAGGACGGUUAACAUUUCUAACCGAGCUGAGGUAAGCAUGGAGCUAAACUGUGACAAGCUCUCAAAGAUAUUAGUAACAUCUAGCACAGGAAGCAAGUGCAGAGAAGCUGAAACUGGGCUGAUGGCGACUGUUAAAGCCAGUUAAAGGUCUAGCAGGAGGCGGGAGAGAGACAAUAGUCAAGGCAAAAUUACAGUCUAGCUCCACUUUAUUGCGCAUUUGAGUAUUGAAAUGAUUUUGACUUGUUGGAAGCAGGACUGUUUUCAUUUUUUUUCUUGUUUGCUUCUAAUGAAAAGGCUGCCUCAAGGUAGUCUGAAUGUCAUGAGUUCGGUGUGCAUGCUGACCAUCACCUGGCUGAUCUGACACAUGAAAUGUAUUCUCACUUCAAAAUGUUGAGAUGAAAUGUGAAAAACUAGAAUGUGGCCAUGAUGAUGCUUUGGGUCAGUUCUGUGCAAUGGACGACUGGAAACUAUACUGGGACUAUAUUUUUCACUGAAAACUGGCCCCUUCUGGACUUCUUUUGCGUUCAUUUGCCGGCCACUGCUAAGACUAUGAUUCUCUCACACCCACACUCCUCUAUCACUAAUCUGGGAAACGGGGAGGAAAAGAGAAUCAAUGGUGGCACACAUAGGUGAAAGCUCUGAUAAUUAUCUUCCAACAACCACACAUUUAUUCCAUGAAAAACCACGACGGUUUCCUGAAAAAGGUAUCAAAGAUGUGCCUUUUAUUUGAAUAAACUAAACAAACUAUAGCCAGCUAUGUGAAAAUAGGGAAAUGAAAACCUUGAAAAACAUAAUAGAGAUGACAUGCUUGUGACACCUCAUGUGUCUUUGAAUUAUAGACAAAUAAAAGAAUCAUUUAAUGUUGAUAAUUAAAUGUGGUCGCACUGGUAUGGUGCGUGAUGUAUUCAUGAAAAGCAGAGCCACUAAGCCAGUAAAUCCAGUUGUAUUGUAGUCAAAUAAUUCUUCACAGUGGAGUUACAAAAAGAUUUGAAAAAAGAAAAGAAUACAUAAAAUGAAAGCUUUAACAUGGCAAUAAGAUGUAAUUGGCCAAAAAUAAACUGUUAGCUCAGAAACAAUCCAUAUAUUUUUUCAACAUACAUCAGUAGUUCCAAAUAUUCGACGCUCUCAUAUUCACCCUUCUGUUUCAUUCACAUUUGUCGUGCCUGCCUGAACCUCAGAUGGAAUUUAAGGUGCCUCUCCCUGGUCUGCUGUCCCUCAGUUUGUCUUCUGCCAGUUUACACCACCUGUCUCUGGAGCAUUGUCACCCAAACUCCCAUGUACUAUCUGCCCAUCCUUGACUUCAUUUCUGCCUUCACCGUGAAGCCAUUUCCCGUUGCAGUGAGGCCCACUCCAACCUCGUAGCACUGUUAUCACGCUUCGUUGCAUUUAGCUCCUUCUUAACACAGGUAUUAAGUGCUUGACAGUUACUGGAGGAUAUUCAUUUCUGGUCUGCUGGCUUUGUAAGUGCUAUGUGUGCCUGAGAGAUCAGAAAAGCAAACAUUCAGCCGCAGUGUUUUGCAACAGCUUCUCACAAAAUUGUGCAUGUGACAAUGUGCACUGCUGAAAAGCCAAAUGGUGUAACAGAAUCUAUAGUGUGGCCUGAAAUAACUUAAGCACGGACUUCUUUCUAAUGCGAAGUUUAUUGUUCUCAGUGGAGGCCAGCGUCCCACAUUGUUUCCAUAAGACAUCCUGUUUUAUUAAAGCAAGUGAGUUCAGAUACAUACUAGGCCAGACGUUUGGCAUCAGACUAAAAAUGUAACUAAUAUGUCCUAUUUUUCUUUAUUUUGUUGUUUUUCUUUUUGUCACCACCACCACUUCAGCAGUGAAUAUAUCAUAUUUUUGUUUUAAGACAUAACAUUUUCUUCUUUUCAUUGGCCAUUAUUGUUUUUCUUGUUCCUCAAAAUGCAUUGAAGGAAUACUGAAAAUAUAUUUUGAAACAAAUUGCCUUUUUAUCUUGAGCGUCUAGGCCAUAGUUGAUUUAUAUUCAAACCAAGUGCAUAUGAAAUGAAAUAUUUCAAUAGGUCUCAUGGCAUAUUUAUUCCAUUUAUUCUCAGAACCGUUACGGUUUAUCAUGUGGCCCUUCAGGAAAUUUAAUUGUGUAUCUCUGUUCUUGCCAUUUGGAACGAAUGACCUUCUUUUAUAACUGCUUUUGGUUUAUCAGCUUGGCAUCAUAUAACUAUGUUCUUAAGACAAACACAUGGACAAGACUUGAGUCACAUGACAGACUUGUAGGUUUGUGAGGUCACAGGGACAUACUCUUGUGGUUUUUCUCCAUUGUAGCUCCAAAGAAUCUGGGGAAAUUAAAUGGCCUCAUUCAUAGCAGUGACUCAACAAAGCAUUUACUCUCUGGUGACAGAAACAUUAUAACCUUUCAAAUGUGCAAUCUGUUAUGAGCCACGAGUGAAGAAGGGUUUGUUGCCAGUAAGUCUCAGCUGCGAGCAUGUAAAGUCAUUUAUACAGUUAAUCUAGUAUUUGAAAAUUACUCUCAUUGGCGGAAGAGGCAGAAGCUAAAAUGUUGUGAUUGUUUUUACAUUGUGCGAACGACAUGCAAGAGAUUAAAAAGUGAGAUGCAUCUUCUCCGAGUAGAAAUUAGUUUUCAGUUUUCCAGACUUUCAGUUGUGAUGCGAGUUCCGACGUAAAGAGCUCAAAAACAUCUUCUCUGACAGAGGAAUGAAAUGGAAUCACCAGUCUCAGAUAAAAGAAGUGAUCGAAAGUCUCGGGGAAGUGUGUUGAUUCAGUACGUGAGCCAUCCACACAGUGUAUGACUUCUGCUUAUUUCUUUUGUUGAAAUUGGAUACAAACUGAAGGAAAAUGGACAACAGAUACAGCUGAUCUCCUAUGGGUUGUACGAUGAGUCACAGGUUGAUAUGGAUGACAAACAAAUUCAGGAAUAGACUAGUUUGUGUGUUUGUGUCAUAAUCCUGUGACAUUAAAGGCUUUCACUAAUGUCAGCCUAGAAAUGUAAUGUUUACUGCAAGUAUAGUUGUUUGAAGGAGUUGGAUGGUUUUAACAUUGUUAUUCCAUUGUGGUUUUGCUUGUUGUUAUCAUUGUUAUUAUGAUUUUUUUUCAGGCACAUUAAAAUGAACGCAAUAAAACGGGUGUUCCAUAUGUCAAGUAGUUAUAUAUCGCCAUCUAACGGUUCCUACUAUAUUCCCAUUACAUCAAAAUGCUCUUCUCCCAAACUUUGUUAACAUUUUAGAAAUAGGUCAGAUUUUACAACUUAAAAUGAGCAACAUACUGUAAGUGGUAUAACUUACAGUAUGUUGCUCAAUUUGAGUCAAUUUGAGUUAAAACAUUUUAUUUGGAACAUCGAACAAAAGAUUAAAUGUUGCUUUGCCGUCAAAUAAAAAGGUGUUGUACUUGUUUGUUGCACAAUUACUGGCUUAUAGUUUUUUUUCCUGAAUAACCUAAACGACUAAAUACGAUAGAAGUAAUGCAAUACUCCGUUCGCAUUUUUUGACGGGGUUUUGUCCUCACCGGGUUGCCGUCACAACGUGAUGUUGCUACAUGUUAGCAUUAUUUGUUUUACAGCGAGACCCCGAGGAGCAGCGUCUCGUACAGCCACAUUGGACUCCUUGGCUCCAAAGAUGGAUGUGGAUGAGUCUUUGCAGCUUCCAACAAUAACUGCUCCUGUGGAGGAUUGUAAGACAGUGGACCUACUUAAUGAAGAGCUGGACCAAUACACCAGUUGUCAGGAGAGAAAAGAAGAGCAAGUGCUGACCACAGACUUGGCUGAAACUGAGAUCUGGUCACAGAGCAAUGCAGAGGAACAGUACCCCGGUCAAACUGAAUCAGAUGAGGAGGAUGUUAAGCCUAAUGUAGAAGAUCUGGCAGCUGCUUUUCUCAAAGGGCCAUCGGAGAGUGUGUCCAUCCCCCCUCUCAAAUGUUUGUCCAUCUGCUUGCCUGACUGCUUGAAAGAUCCCUCGGUGAUUGCAGCAGCAGGGGUCAUCUAUGAAGAUGCUGCUCUCAUAGAAAGCUCUGACUUCCAAGAUGCACCACCUAAAUCCAAACCUUUCAACUGCGGCCAUUGUGGGAAGGCUUACGCCAGUCGGUCUCACCUCCUCAGACAUCAGGACUUUUUCUGCAGUUUGAAUGUGUGUGACGAGGAAACGGAGGAUUUGGCUUCAUUGUUUCAAUGUGACACAUGCAGCCGGAAAUUCCGAAGUGAAAAGCAGCUGAAGGCUCACAAGUGUUCCAGGAAUGGGGAGGGUGAAACAUGCGGUCUGGUGCCACGGGAGAGGUCUCAUCCCUGCACUCUAUGUGACAAGAGCUUCUUCUCGUCUGCCAACUUACAACAACACCAACUCACCCACACAGGGGAGAGAUCGCACAACUGCACGGUGUGCGGAAAGAGUUUUGCCAGGUUGGGAACGCUGAAGUCGCACCAGUUAGUCCAUACAGGGGAGAAGCUGUUUCAGUGCGAGCAGUGUGGCAAGAAGUCUAUUCGGAUGGGUGACUUGAAGGUGCACAUGCUCACGCACUCCCAAGAGCUCCCGUUCACCUGCAACUACUGCGGUAAAAACUUCCGGCAGGUGGCCAAGCUGAAGCUCCACCAACGAGUUCACACUGGCGAGAAACCGUAUCAGUGCCAGGUGUGUCAAAAGCAGUUCAGUCACCAGCAGUCACUCUCUGUCCACAUGUUCACUCACACGGGGGAAAAACCUUUCAUCUGCUGCACGUGUUCCAAAGGCUUUGCGGAUAAGAACAAUUUAAGAAAACAUGAGUUGAUUCAUGCAGGGAUUAAGCCGUACUCCUGCUCUUACUGUUCGCGGGGUUUCCGUCUGCAUCACCAGAUGGUUUUUCAUGAGCGCACACACACCGGAGAGAAGCCCUACAAGUGUGGCAUCUGCCAGAAGUCCUUCACUCAGCAUUCAGGUUUCAAAAGACACCAGCAAAUCCACGAGCUAAAACCCCACUCUUGCCCCCAGUGUGGCAAGAAUGUGACCAGUCUUUCUGGUCACCAGUGUGAAAUCAGUGCAGAAAGGCCACACCAGUGUCCGCAAUGUAAGAAGGGCUUCUCUCAUGCGACGAAUCUGGCAAAGCAUAUGGUCAUCCACACUGGGCAUAAACCGUACCCGUGCACAGAGUGUGGGAAGCAGUUCAACGACAGAAGCAAUCUCAGAAAACACAUGCGUAUCCACACCAACGAGAGGCCAUUCGAGUGUGUCACGUGCGCAAAGCGAUUCAGGCUGCAGCACCACCUCACGCACCACCUGGAGUCGUGUGCAAAUCGACAGAAAACAACAGAUAAGGCUCACACAGAGACAGGGCUUAGUGUUGGGUAAAUGAGGCGUCAUGACACAAUGACACAGUGUUGAUACUGGUGCGCCGGCGCAUCGGUGUCGCGGGACCAAUCACUAAUGGGACUCCCUUUAUUCACCAGGUGCUUCGUUCAGCCGCCAUCAUUGUACAUACUGGAUCAUGUGGCUGACGUGAGUUUCAAGUUUGUAAUUCUAAAUCCACAAAACAAAGUAAAUUUGCCGACCUUUGUCAUGUUUUUGUGAAUAUAGUGUUCGUCAAAUAAAAAUGAUGGCAGCGUCCGUGUGUGUGAAUCUCUUGCCGGUUUUACCAACACAAAGUUCAAAGCCAAGAUCUUUCCUGACAAGCCCCUUAUAACCCCAUGUAUUCAGCCCCUCGAUCCCACCAGUCCAGUUCAGUGUGACCAUGAAAAGCACGAUGCACACAAUAAUACAGAUGGUUGACUAAUUGAUACUCCUCAAUGUGUGGUCUGGUAAGCGUAAAGAAGAUGACCUCUGAACUUGGUUGGGAACGUUCCGUCCCCUGGUUUGUCUACUUUGUGGUACUGGCAUUUCUAUUUCAUUCUUCAGUUGAGUUCAGCUUCAUUUGAGUGUGCUGCUUACAGAGUGCAAGUGCAACACGUUGCAUGCAGGUAGGCAGCUACAGGGUGCAACACGAGCUGUGCCAAGCGUAAGGCUGCCACUAGGUGAUAGUUGUCAAGAUAUUACUUGACAAAGGCCUUGCUUGACACUUACACGCAGUAACAAUCCACACAAUGCAUUUUUAAAAUGAACUGACAAGAAACAAAGAACAAAAGGUAGUCAUUGAGUCGGCUUCUGUCACCAUGGAUAAAGAAUGGAGAAAAUAGAGGAUCGGCUCAUGGGUUAUGUUUGUAGACGGCCAUUUCGUCACGUUGGUCAACGUUUUGGAAAUCACACAUAGAACAUGAUGACAGUACUGGAAGCAAAGGACUGGAAGUGUUUCCAUUUCUGCAGAGUCAGAGGCUGGGAAUGCUAAUAAUGCCGUUUGAUGUUUUGUGAAUAUGUCUGUAAUGCUGAUGAGAUAAAUAAGCAUUUGACUGAUGUCACCUAAGAUGUCCCAUUU
Molecule: messenger RNA, 6518 nt
Organism: Synchiropus splendidus (mandarinfish)
Lineage: Eukaryota; Metazoa; Chordata; Actinopteri; Syngnathiformes; Callionymidae
Product: gastrula zinc finger protein XlCGF57.1-like
Exons: 5
Coding region: 3674-5461 (595 amino acids)
Biological process (GO): regulation of transcription by RNA polymerase II
Cellular component (GO): nucleus
Molecular function (GO): DNA-binding transcription activator activity, RNA polymerase II-specific; RNA polymerase II cis-regulatory region sequence-specific DNA binding
Source: RefSeq, a predicted model, not a curated record